Molecule: messenger RNA, 902 nt
Organism: Aspergillus wentii DTO 134E9
Lineage: Eukaryota; Fungi; Ascomycota; Eurotiomycetes; Eurotiales; Aspergillaceae
Exons: 1
Coding region: 201-659 (152 amino acids)
Source: RefSeq, a predicted model, not a curated record
UAUCCUCAGUGUCCCAGUGUGACGGUUGGCAUGGUUCUAGCUGGACCAUUCAACUGCAGUGGCCACAGUUGAUCCCGGCAGCGUCCUUCGGGCUGUUCUCCGCUUCAAGUCACAGCCUCUGUGGCUCCACCGUCCAAAUCAAGCCCUACUGGUUGGUUUUCAAAUGCUGAUGCGUAGCAUUGGGUCCCCCAACCUGGGCUAUGAUCCAUGAUGUACGGAGUAGGUUGUUGACUUACUCCGUACGCUGUGCAACAAACGGUUUUUUUUUUUUUUUUUUUUUUUUCCUUUUUCCCUUUUCCUUUUCUUUUCUUUUCUUUUCUUUUUUUUUUUUUUCUAGUUUUCAUUUUCUGCCGCUUUGGACAGAGAAUGUUUUCCUUUUCUUUUUCCACAACCUUCGCCACGCGAUCUACGUACUUUCUUUUAGUAUUACCCUUUUCCCUAGUUUUCUUGAUCAGGAACGAGUACGGUGUAUUUGGUUAAAGAGGUUUAUACUAUCUAGACAAGCUAUUCCUUAUUUUUUUUUUUUUUUAAGUUUGUGCCUAUAUUUUCAUUAUUCUCAUCAUCAUAUCCCCUUCAGGAGGGCGCUAGGAAGAAGAACAUUAGGGCACUGUAAGAUCAAGGGGUUGAUGAGCGCUGAAAUACAGAAUCAGUACCACUAAGCCAAAAAAAAAGUUGCCCACACGCAGGCGGGCCGGCCUACAGGCCCCCCCCCCAAUUUUGUACUGUCCAUUGACUAUCGUGAGUGAAUGGAGGGCUGGUCAUCUGUUAGAGUAUCAGAUUAUUAUAAGUAGCCACCCCGGGGCACUAUUCAAAUCUUUACUUCACAUUUUUUACGUUUGGCAGACAUUGAGCCAUCCCUUUCUUUCAUUCUUGGUAUCACCUGGUUACUAUUCUUGCAUUGC